This is a messenger RNA of Prosopis cineraria, 541 nucleotides long. RefSeq lists its product as uncharacterized. The coding region runs from base 116 to 403 and encodes 95 amino acids. NCBI's taxonomy places the organism in Eukaryota, Viridiplantae, Streptophyta, Magnoliopsida, Fabales, Fabaceae. The transcript has 4 exons. The record is from RefSeq and is a predicted model, not a curated record. Gene Ontology annotation, cellular component: EKC/KEOPS complex.
UCCCAUAGAAAAGCCCGAUCCAAAGUUCUUAUUCCGGGCUGAAUUGAUCUUCCACGGAGAAACCCUGCUUCUCGGUUAGCUUCAAAAUUUUACAGGGUUAGCUUCUCGGUCAGCAAUGGCUGACGUACCAAAUGCUCAAUCCCAAUGGGAAUUCAGCGGUGACCUUGAAGUGGAUUUUGGGUCUGAAGAAAAUGCUUCUAUAGUAUAUGCUGCCUUAGCUGUUGAUAAGGAGUUGCAACCGGACAAGGUAAAGCGACUUAUGACAGUUUCUAACGGAAAGCUUUCAGUGCACUUUGAGGCAACAGAAGCCAGAUUUCUUCGGGCAUCAUUCAGUGCUUUUGUGGAUGUGCUUACCCUUGCCACCCAAACAGUUGAAGAGUUUGGUCAAGGAAUGGAGUUGUGACAUGUACUUAGCACUUGUUGGCUCUUAUAUAUUGUAAUUCCAACUGUUUCAUAUCUGUCUUCUGUAAGAUUUUCUUAUAGUUUCAUCUGUACUUGUGAAGUCUAUUGUUAUAUUGAAUUUUUAGAGAUUGGCGAACCA